AUGGGGGUUGUGCGGCGGGUUAACGCCCCGCCCACGCAAAAAACCAUUGUUACGAAACAGACACAAGAAGAAAUACGAUCCGAUCCCAAUAACGACGACCAACGGCAUGGAACAACGGACCUCCGAUUAGCCUCAUGGAAUGUGCGAAGCUUGAACAAAGAUGGUGCCCUGUAUCAACUCACCAAUGAACUCACAAGGCAUAAAAUCAACAUAGCCGCGCUACAAGAAGUGAGAUGGCCGGGACAAGGAGAAUGUGAGUUAGAAAACGGAGCCGUGCUAUUUUAUAGUGGUAACAGCAGCGGCCACCACAUUAAUGGUACUGGUUUUAUCGCAAAUAAAGAUGCCACUAAAAACAUUAUUAGAUUCGACGCAAUAUCUGAGAGACUAUGUGUUCUAAGGGUAAAGAGCAGAUUUAGUAAUAUCACAAUAGUAAACGCGUACGCACCGACAGAAUCAGCAAGCGAAGAGGCCAAAGACAUUUUCUACGACGAACUAGAAUCUGUCUAUGAUCAGAUCCCCGAAUAUGACACAAAAGUUGUUUUGGGCGAUAUGAACGCGAUGAUUGGCAAAGAAGAGGCGUUUGUACCCACAAUUGGCAAACAUAGUAAACAUGACCAGUCAAACGACAAUGGCAUCAGAUUGAUCAAUUUUGCGUCUUCUAAAUCCAUGGUAGUGAAGAGUACAAUGUUCCCACACAAGGAUAUACACAAAGGAACGUGGAAAUCACCAGAUGGAAGAACAGUCAAUCAAAUUGAUCAUAUCCUAGUUGACUUAAGGCACAAGAGUGUGGUAGAGGAUGUCAGAGCAUAUAGGGGACCAGACUGUGGUAGUGACCACUAUAUGCUAGGUGUCAAAAUGCGGGCGAAGAUAAAACUUGCAAAGAAGCAUAGGAAACCAACUGAAGAACCAUUUGAUACAGAAGCUCUUAAGGAUCUAAAAAUGAGAACAACUUUUAAAAUAGAACUCGGCAACAGGUUUAAACACUUGCAGGUAGAGGAAAACAUCGACAGUGAAUGGGCUGUAAUCAAAGCCACGAUCAAAGACACUGCUCUGAAAGUUCUAGGCAAAAGGAAGAAGAGAAAGCGAAGGAAGUGGUGGACGGACAAAUGUGAUAGAGCAAGUGAAGAAAAGCGGCAUUAUAGAUUACUAGCAGAACAAGACGAAGUAUGGAAGGCGAAGUAUGAAGAAGUGAAAAAGGCAACGAGAAACACCAUACGAAAGGCUAAGAAAGAACACCUAGAGAACUUAGUAAAAGACAUGGAAGCACUAAUGAACGCCAAUGCCACACGUAAGUUCUAUCAAGAGCUAAGGUCUGUGAAAAAAGGCUAUCAACCAACCUCACAGUUCCUUGAAGACUCGGAAGGGAACCUGGUAACGGAUGAAGACAAUCGCAAGGACAUGUGGCUUAAAUAUUUCCAGGAGCUACUGAAUUGUCCUCCGGUUGACGUUCAAAGCCUUGGCAUAGGUGAAGAUAGUGAGAACCAAGCAGAAGUACAACCACCAAGCAUUGAUGAAGUAGUAAGCGCCAUCACUAGGCUAAAGAACAAUAAAUGUCCGGGUAUUGAUAAUAUCACCGCCGAAGUCUGGAAGCAUUGUGGUAAUGAGGUACAGGCACGAAUACACAAGCUGAUUCUGAAGAUCUGGGAAACAGAAAGACAGCCGGACGAAUGGAAUGUUGGCGUUAUCUGCCCCAUCCACAAAAAGGGAUCUAGGAAAAGAUGCUCAAACUACCGGGGUAUUGCAUUGCUGCCAACUGUUUAUAAGAUCCUCUCCUACAUACUGCUACGUAGACUGGAACCGUAUGCAGAAGAGACUCUGGGAGACUACCAGUGUGGAUUCCGACGUAAUCGUAGCACCGUUGACCAGAUUUUCCUGCUUAAACAGCUAAUGGAGAAGAAGUGGGAAUACGCGCAAGACAUUCACGCACUUUUUGUGGACUUCACGAAGGCAUACGACAGUGUAGACAGGGAAAUACUGUUCAAAAUACUGCUAGUAUUUAAAAUGCCGAGAAAACUAGUGUCCAUGAUAAAAGUGGCUACGGGCAUAAGUAGGAUGCGCGUAAAGGUGGACGGUGACCUGACUGACGCCUUUUCCGUGGUAACCGGGCUCAAGCAAGGAGACGCCUUGUCACCCGCGCUGUUCAAUCUGGUGUUGGAGUAUGUCAUCCAAAAAGUGUUGACACAUGAUGGCGGAGUACAACUGAAUGGACAGCACAAGGUGAUCGGGUACGCCGACGACUUAGCUCUGUUGGGGGAGAGUGAACGCGAGGUCCAAGAAGCUGCCAAGAUACUGGAAGAGGAAGCUCACAGGGUCGGGCUCAGAAUCAGCACGGAAAAGACCGAAUACCUCCACAUGACACGACACCGAGGCAACCAUGAGGUGGAUUCGACGUCCAAGGAGACGUCCAAGACCGUGGUCCACGAGGACUACAAAUAUUCGAAGAGUAAAGACAACGACGUGGCAGUGUUGGUGCUGCCGACCAGUAUGAGCAACUACCGGAGCAGCUCGGUGCAGCCAGCCGUCAUCCCCCCGGGGGGGUAUGUGGUUCCGGACAACGCGUCUGUGGUAGCUGUCAGGUGGGGACAAACUGAUAUGAAAUGCAUCAAGUCAAACCCCCUCGGCCUGCGGCACGUGGGGCUGCGCACGGUGGACCGAGACACCUGCGGCGCGCGGUGGGGGGCUCCAACCGCAGACUCCAUGCUCUGCGCGGCGCUGCUUGAUGUUGGAGGAGCCGGUAUUUGUACGGGUGACUCCGGUGGUCCCCUGGUGUACAACGAGGUGGUGGUGGGGGUGACCACAUUUUCGAUGACAUGCGACGAUUCCUUCUACCCUCAAGUGUUCACACGCGUCUCUAGCUAUACGAACUGGAUCAACAACACUGUAAGUAGUUUAAUGAAAUAUAGAAAUAGAAUAGAGCCUUGGGCCAGUGCCCUGCUGUACUGCACUCUUGCACCCCACGGCUGA
Messenger RNA from Plutella xylostella (diamondback moth), 2964 nucleotides. NCBI's taxonomy places the organism in Eukaryota, Metazoa, Arthropoda, Insecta, Lepidoptera, Plutellidae. The record is from RefSeq and is a predicted model, not a curated record.